AUGGAGGAUGAGGAAGACGAUGUGUUUGAGCCAGAUCCCCACUUCUGGCGUACCACAUUCAAGGAGAUAAAGUCUGAGGAGCGGGCUACGCAAACACCUGGCCCUGUCCUGGCAUUGAACAACGGCAUGCUGCCCUGUGGAAUCGCAGAGGAGCCAAGACCACUCUUCUACGGUAACGCAGGUUUUCGAUUGCACUUUCCGGCACAUUUUGAGCUUGUCGGGGGUCGGGAAGAAAGGCGGCAAGAAAGCGAAGACGCAAUGGAGCAGCGGCGGCCCGUGGCACGCAGCAUCGAGGCCUCCAUCGGUCAGAAACUCCAGCUUAUUGGUGACCAGUUUCAUCGGGAACAGUUACAGCUGUAUCAUCGAAACCAAAGGAUCCGGGGGCCGCUGUGGUGGCGUCUGGCCACGGCCGUGCUGGACCUACUCUCUGACAUGGGCUUCUUGGCCGGACGAGGCGGUGCAAGACGGAGGUGA
Molecule: messenger RNA, 474 nt
Organism: Nerophis lumbriciformis (worm pipefish)
Lineage: Eukaryota; Metazoa; Chordata; Actinopteri; Syngnathiformes; Syngnathidae
Source: RefSeq, a predicted model, not a curated record